Messenger RNA from Staurois parvus, 1713 nucleotides. The record is from the annotation of a GenBank genome assembly. NCBI's taxonomy places the organism in Eukaryota, Metazoa, Chordata, Amphibia, Anura, Ranidae.
AUGUCCACGCUGUCGCGACGCAACUGGAAGAGGCGCUGGUUUGUCCUGAGAGAGUCCAAGCUGAUGUAUUUUGAGAAUGACAGUGAGGAGCGGCUGAGGGGAACCAUUGACAUUCGAGCAGCCAAAGCCAUCAUUGAUAUACAUGAGAAGGAGAAUGCUUUGGAUGUUGUGACGGAAGAGAGGACCUAUCACAUUGUGGCGGAGACUCCAGAAGAUGCAAGUGGCUGGUUCAAUGUUCUGAGCCGAGUUCACACGGCGACCGCCCAACAGCUGCGAGAUAUGAGGGAUGAGCAAGCCAACCCCAAGAAUGCUGUGGGAACGCUGGACGUCGGGCUCAUUGAUUCUGUCUGCGCAUCAGACUGUCCGGACAGACCCAACUCCUUUGUGAUAAUCACUGCAAACCGCGUCAUUCACUGCAACACGGACAUCGCAGAGGAGAUGCACCAUUGGAUCUCAUUGCUGCAGAAACCGCGUGGAGAGGCCAAGGUGGACGGCCAAGAGUUCCUUGUCAGAGGUUGGCUGCAUAAAGAAGUCCAGAACAGCAACAAAAUGGCCUCUUUGAAGCUAAAACGGCGCUGGUUUGUGCUGACCCGAAAUGCUCUGGAUUACUACAAAACAUCGGAGAGGACGGCCUCAAAGCUCGGCACGUUGGUUCUGAACAGCCUGUGUUCUGUGGUGCAGGCGGAUGAGAAGACGCACACUGAAACCGGAUAUUGGAAUAUUGUAGUCUAUGGAAGGAAACACUCAUACAGACUCUACACCAAGCUGCUGAAUGAAGCCAUGAGAUGGGCGAACGCCAUUCAGGGAGUGAUUGAUAGUAAAGCCCCCAUAGAGACCCCAACACAGCAGCUCAUCCGAGACAUCAAGGAGAACAGCCUGAACAGUGAAGCUGUAGAGCAGACCUACAGGAGGAACCCCAUCCUGAGAUAUACCCAGCAUCCCCUGCACUCCCCUCUGCUUCCACUGCCCUAUGGAGACGUCAGCCUCAGUUUACAAAAAGAGAAGGGAUACACCACUCUUCAGGACGAGGCGGUGAGGAUCUUUAACUCUCUGCAGGAAAUAGAGACAGUUCCUGAUCCUGUCCCCAUAAUCCAAGGCAUCCUGCAGACCUGCCAGGAUCUCAAGCCACUCAGAGACGAAGUUUAUUGUCAGCUGAUCAAACAGACCAAUCACGUCCCCCAGCCCAACAGCACUGGUAACCUGCGGCACUGGCAGCUGCUCACCUCCAUGAGCUGCACUUUCCUGCCUGGCCGGGACAUCCUGCGCUACCUCAAGUUUCAUCUUAAGAGGGUGAGGGACAGCUUCCCUGGCAUGGAGGUCGAGCAGUUUGCACAUUUCAUCGUUGAUGCUCUGAAGAAAACCAAAUGCAGGGAGAUGGUGCCGUCCCAGGAGGAGAUCUCCGCUCUGCUGACACGCAGCAACAUGAACACCACCGUUUACUGCCAUGGAGGAGGGUCCUGCCAGAUCAGUAUCAAUUCCCACACCACUGCCGGGGAGGUGGUGGAGAAGUUAAUCCGCGGCCUUUCCAUGGAUAACAGCAGAAACAUGUUUGCCCUUUUUGAACACAACAAAGUUAUAGACCGAGCGGUGGAGAGCCGUGUGAUUGUAGCCGACGUCCUUGCGAAAUUUGAAAGACUGGCCAGCACCGGAGAGGAGGAGGACGAGACUGUCCAGUGGAAUCUGUACUUCAAACUCUACUGUUUCCUUGAUGUG